Molecule: messenger RNA, 3819 nt
Organism: Colletotrichum destructivum
Lineage: Eukaryota; Fungi; Ascomycota; Sordariomycetes; Glomerellales; Glomerellaceae
Product: Putative F-box domain, WD40/YVTN repeat-like-containing domain superfamily
Exons: 3
Coding region: 1234-3417 (727 amino acids)
Molecular function (GO): protein binding
Source: RefSeq, a predicted model, not a curated record
AGUCACGACAGCAAUCAACAUCUGCACAGUACAGCUCAGCAUUGUACAGUGCAGUAUCCUUACGUUACCCAAAUACAUUCGUUGCAUCAACAUCCAUCGCCACCCAUUUACACGACAGUCAAGACCGCCAUACGCCUCCAUCUGCACCCGCCGCCUCCUUUUCUUUUCCGCCGUCCUUUUUUUCUUCUUCUUCUUUUCCUUUGUUGACUUGCGUCCGGAGACACCACGGGAUACACGCGCACCAACGCGUGGUCGUACAUGGUUUUUCGCCGGCCGCUAUCCUCCUCUUCUUAUCUUCUCCGUGUUCUCUUCGCUCCGCUAGUUUGUCUCUCUCUCUCUCUCUCUCUCUCAUCCGUCAUCCAUCAUCCGAAUAACCGCCCACCCUCGAGUUUUCCCCCCUUCCAGUUGUUCCUACGGAUUAUUUCCUGGCACCGUCGAGUCUAUAGCCCACUCGCCCUGUUUUCCAACGUCCGAAAUCCCCCUCCCCAAUCCGGAAGCCCCAAACAAGCAAGCCGAUCCCUCCUCUUAACUGUCCGACGGACCCUGAAAAGUCUGAAAAGGACGCCAAACAGACAGGGGUGGACGAACUCCCAUCAACCCUUGACACCCUAAACCUGAAAGGGCCAAUCUCCAGCAAAUCCCCAAUCGCCCAAACCUCCGUCUCCCCCAAGAGUCCAGGACCCCCAAGGGCGGCCGACUUCCGUGAUUCCCACUGUCGUCGCACUGCAGCCCGGUUUCCCUCUGUGUCUGUACGGAGACCGACCCCGGAGGACGUUCCUCUCUCUAUCCGAGUCUCUCUCUCCCUCCCUCUCGCGUCUCCAGAUCGCCCGCCCCGUCUGCCUCCUUACUGGCCGCCACCCUGCUAUCCACCCCAUUGUCUACCCUGCAGUCGCCCAGCCUUUUGGUGCGAAGCCCGAGACAAUCCCGUCCUGACUCCUACGAGUUUCGGCCGCGCCAGACAGAGUCAGGUCUUGGAAGGGCGGCAUAGCCGUAUAGGAGAAGGAGAGUGAGGGAAAAAAAGGGAGAAGCUUGGACGACAGAUCCCCAGGUUGUUUGUGCUGUAGCCCUGUGUGUCGCUGUCCCCACGAUUGCGUUUCGAUCUCUCCCCCUUUCUCUUCUCUGAUACCGACAGCCUCCCCGUCGACUACCAACUUAAGGCCGAGUUCGACUUCGAUUUCGACUUCGAUACCGAACCCCUUACACAGUUGACAACCUCUUCAAACACUCUUUGACAUGUCUGGACGCAUCUACCACGUCUCCGAAUGGGCUCCGACUCAGGACGCCAUCCACGACGAGCCCGCGUCCGCCUCGGCCAUCCAGGAAGAUGACAUGGACGGACAUGUUAACACCAGACCUUCCUUUCAGCAGCAACGCCGCCUUCGUAGCAUGAGUCUCUCGUUGCCCUGGCGCCGCAAAUCAUGCAUCCUCCAUCUCGACUCCGACCUUCCGAGCCAUCUCGAAGAACUCUCCCUCGAGCGAUCUCGGAGCCACGGCAGCCCCAGCGACGAUAAUGCCUUCAAGCACACACUUGACACACACGCGCCAGGACACGGCAAUGGCAAUGGAAAUGGCAACGGCAACGGCAAUGGCAACGGCAGCAUUAAGGGCAUGUUUCGUCGCGCCUCCAUUUCGCUGAAGGGCAUGGUACACCACCACAAGAGACACUCCAUCGGCGGUGCCCAUGGACUUGGGCUCGGUCUCGACGAUGCCCAUCACCAGAUCCAGCGCCCGGGGACUUCCCACACACACUCGCCCUGGCAUCGUCUCCGUCAAGCCACGAGCUUCCGCCACACCAAAUCCUCUCACGGCCACGAUGCCGCCCAAGGCGAUGCCCCGGCUUCCGAUCCAUUCUUCCCUUGCCUGCCGCUCCCUGGCAACGCCAACGAGCCGCCGGUCAUUCCUUUCCAUACCGGCGGAGCUGCCAAAGCAGCCGCUGCCGCGCAGAACCAGGCACUUCACAACAAGUGGCUCCGUGCCUCAUCAGACGACUUCACCGAUCGUGAGAGCGGUAUUGGCAUCACUGUCACGGGCGGCGACUCGGAUGUCGACUUGGAGGCAGAGGAUGCCAAUAUCAGCCGUAUCGACUUUAUCGCCCAGCUCCCUGUCGAGCUGGCGAUUCAGGUGCUCGCCCAUCUUGACGCAACCGCCCUCGGCACCGCGAGCAGGGUCUCCCGCGAAUGGCAGCAGAUGAUCAAGAACCAGCAUGUCUGGAGGGAGUCUUUCCUACGCGAGAAGACGGGUACCUAUGCGACCAGUCUCCCCGUCCAGCCAGGAACUGGCCAGGGUGUGCCCCCGAUCAACCCCGACGUCAACUGGAAGCACAUCUACAAGGCCAAGGACGAGCUCGACCGGCGUUGGCGGGAGGGCAAGGCAAAGCCCGUAUAUCUGAACGGCCACUUGGACAGUAUUUACUGCCUGCAGUUUGACGAGACCAAGAUCAUCACUGGCUCCCGCGACAAGACGAUCCGGGUCUGGGACAUGCGGACUUUUGAAUGCCGCCUGGUCAUUGGACCGCCCGAGGUCGUCAACGACGUCUCCCUUCUGCUCGACGAGGACGGCAACACAGUUCACUAUGCUACCCUUCCCGACAACCAAAGAGCAAACCCGUCGAUGCCCGCAAUGGUUUCGUUCCCCACACACCAUAAAGCUUCGAUUCUCUGCUUGCAGUACGACGACCGCAUGCUCGUGACGGGCUCGUCUGACUCUAGUUGCAUCGUGUACAAUGUCCGCUCGGGCUACAGACCGAUCCGCCGUCUCCAGCAUCACACCGCCGCUGUGCUGGACCUCGCGUUCGACGAGAAGCACAUCAUCACCUGCAGCAAGGACGUCAGCAUCUGUGUCUGGGACCGCGCCACGGGCACUCUGCUCCGUCAGCUGCGUGGGCACUCGGGCCCUGUCAACGCCGUCCAGAUGCGCGGGAACACCAUAGUGUCGUGCUCCGGCGACUUCCGCGUCAAGCUUUGGAACAUCGACACGGGCAAGAACAUCAGGGAGUUCCAGGGCCACACCAAAGGCCUGGCGUGCUCCCAGUUCUCAGAAGACGGCCGCUACGUCGCCUCGGCGGGCAACGACAAGGUCAUUCGCAUCUGGGAUGCCAACACGGGCGAGUGCCUCCGCGAGAUGAAGGCCCAUGACAACCUUGUGCGCAGCCUGCACAUCGACUCGGUCAGCGGCCGUCUUGUCAGCGGCAGUUACGACACAGACAUCAAGGUGUUCGACAUGGAGACGGGUCGGCAAUUGCUCGACUUCCCGCGAUGGCAUGCUAGCUGGGUGCUCAGCGCGAAGAGUGACUACCGGCGGAUCGUCAGCACAGGUCAAGAUCCCAAGAUCCUCAUCAUGGACUUUGGCGCCGACGUGCCGGGCAUCGAGGCCCUGGAGAGCGGCGGUGUCUGUGAGAUCGAGGGCGGAUACAUCUGAAUUCUCAUGAAAAACGCAUCACACCAUACACACAAACCUACGUAAUACACUAAUGCUGAGAGCGGCACGGCUGGUCCGCCCUAAUUCACGAGUUUCAUUCAUGACGACUUGGGGGGAGGUAGCGAGUUGAUUGGGAAGAAGUAGACUUUACAGAAGGUCAAGCACGAGGAUGUAGGCGUCUGGAAACAACAGACUCAAAAGGCGUAUCGGACAAGGAUGGAGACUUUCCAUCCAUUUGCAUUGGGGUGACAGGCUUUCUUUCUAUAUGGGCUUUGGUUUGGCUUCUUUUCCUCUGGUUCGGGUUCCAUUCUUCAUGGGCCAAACCUCUUCUUUUUUGCAUGGCAUCCCAGGCUAUGUUGAUAGACGGCUACUGGAUAGAAGCAUAAUAGAUUUGUUUCGCCA